GAAGGAGUUGCCGACGAGGGAGGAGAUGAAGAGGGUGCGCUAGAGCCAACGAGGGGGGAGUCUUUCCCAUCGCCGAGCGUGUGGGUUGAUGGGAGGUGAGUCACCAGAGCCGACUCCUCGUGGCUGGGUGCAUCGCUCAUUGUCAGAGAAGAAGGCAAUGACGGAGCUUUCGACAUUUGAGAAGAAGAUGACAAGAGGCGGCAAAGUCAUUCUUCCCCUCGCAAGACCUAGGUUGGCCGCUUCAAUCCGGGCCACAGAGAUGAAGAAUAUUGGAGUCGAUUUAGGCCAAGCUGACCAGCAGAUCGGGCCACCGACUGACUGGAGGAUUUGGCUGAAAAUAGAUCAUCUGGGCGGGUCGAAAUUAGGAGAGGAGUUGGAAGAGUUGCGGCAUUGUCACAGGCCAAAAAUCAGCAAGAUCGGCUGAUGUCUUGGGCAAGGUGGGUCAAGCAGAAGCUAGAGUCUGGGCCGAUCUGUGGAAGGAACCAUACUCUAAUACUAGUCUAUGGGCCAAAUCUUGAGGAAAUUGAGCCACAUGUAAGAAUCGAGGCCAACAUGAGCUGUCUUUUACUAUAAAUAUGUACUUUGCAUUUUCAUUCAUGAAUCAAGAAGAAUAUUAGUAAAAUUAUCC
Linum tenue is the source of this 628-nucleotide messenger RNA. The record is from the annotation of a GenBank genome assembly. NCBI's taxonomy places the organism in Eukaryota, Viridiplantae, Streptophyta, Magnoliopsida, Malpighiales, Linaceae.